UCCAAAGCCGGCAUCCCUAGGGCCGGCCUAUACAGAACGACGCCCUGCUUCGUCUCUGGCUGGUGAUCCCGGAUUAUUAUUCUGCGCAUCCACCGCGUCGGCUCCGAUCCCUCCGUACGUGCGCACUGCACAGUCUUUGAUUCUGAGCUCUUGUUGCUAGCAUACAUACAGUGUAUACACUCCACUGGCUAGCGGUGCCGGCCAUUAUAAAGUACCUCGCUUCGAUCGAUCCAAGCACACAGACACAGCACAAUGGCGCCCCGCCUCCUGUCGACGAUGCUCCCCUGCUGCCACUUGUUCGCGUUGCUACUACUACUAGUGUCUCUCCACGCGCCCACCGCCGCCUCGCUUUCUUUCCAAUUCGACUUCUCUACCAGCGACUACGCGUCGGAUCUCAAGUACAGCAACGACUCCUACUGGGAGAAGCCCGUGGUCGAGCUCACCAAGGGUCACAGGGGCGACAGCAUCAGUGACAGCGUCGGCCGGGUGUGGUACGCGCGGCCGGUGCCGCUCUGGGACCGCGCCACGGGCGAGCUGGCAAGCUUCGACACUGCCUUCUCCUUCCGGAUCAGGAACGACGACGGCGGCGCCAGCCCGGGCGACGGGAUGGCUUUCUUCCUCGCCUACUACCCGUCGGUCAUCCCCACCAACAGCGGCGGUGGCGGCCUCGGGCUCUUCAGCACGGGCAUCAUCAGCAACGGCAGCAGGACGGCGGCGUCUGGCGACGAGCGGCUCGUGGCGGUGGAGUUCGACACCUACUCCAAUAACCAGAAGUGGCCGGACAGCGCCCAACAACACGUCGGCAUCGACGACAACUCCAUCGUCUCCGCCGCGUCCAAGGACACGGACACCCCCGGCAGGAACCUGUCCUCGGGUUACCUGAUGAAAGCCCGCGUGAGCUACCGCAGUGACACCACGCUGCUGGCGGCCGACCUCGACGUCGGCGACGCCCACUACCACAUCAGCUACAACGUCGACCUCAAACAGGUCCUGCCUGAGAAUGUUUCCGUUGGCUUCUCUGCGGCCACGGGCGCCAGCGUCGAGCUGCACCAGCUGCUGUCCUGGUCAUUCAACUCCUCUGAUCUACUCCAAGAGGCGGCGGCGGCAGCAGCAGCAGGAGGCAAGAAACCCCAACCUCCAGGGUCGACGGAGAUCGCAUCAUCUGCUGCAGCACCUGAUCAAGCCCAUCAAGUGCCAAACUCGAGGAAGCUCCGUCGUCUCAGCCCGGAAAGGCUUGCGAUUGCGGUGCUAGCAGCGCUUCUAGCCAUGGCGAUCUUCCUGCUGAUCGCCUGCAACCUGAGGAAGCAGCAGGUUUCGCGCUGGUGCCACGGAGGCGCGGCGGAGAAACAAGACUCUGGCCCCAGGCGCUACCAGUACUGCCAACUGGUCAAGGCCACCGACAAAUUCGAUCCCAAGAGGCUUCUCGGAGAAGGGGGCUCCGGCAUAGUGUACCUUGGUGAUGACGACAAUGGCCGCAAGGUCGCGGUGAAGAAGCUGUCGUCUGUUUCCAUGGGAACGACGAGUGACGAGGAGUCUCAGAGGAGGAUGAGGAGAGAGUUUGAAACAGAGGUGAACAUCAUAAGCAGGCUACGUCACAAGAAUCUUGUGCGGCUGUUUGGGUGGUGCGACGACAGAAGCAACGGGCUCCACCUUGUUUACGAGUACAUCUCUGGAGGAAACCUGCACGAACUCCUCCACCGCCCUCGCCCUGGGACUGGGACGACGACCCCGCUUAGUUGGAACGACAGGUACAAGAUCAUAAUUGGUUUAGGGAAGGCACUACGCUAUCUACAUGGAGAACAUAGCGGCACCAAAUAUGUUGUGCACGGUGACAUCAAGCCAAACAACAUAAUGCUCGACCGGGAGCUCAACACCAAGCUUGGAGACUUUGGGCUGGCUCGGCUAGUCAGCCAAGGCACCGGACACCAAACCACCGAGGUUCCCAUGGGAACAGAGGGUUACGUCGAGCCUGAGUUCAGGGACACGGGCAGGAGGUGCGAAGGCUCGGAUGUGUACAGCUUCGGCAUUGUUUUACUGGAGAUGGUGACGGGUCACACACCACGAGUUGUGCCCUUGCAUGACUGGGUGUGCGCGCUGUAUGCCCAGAACAGAGUUGUUGAUGCUGCAGCCGAGGCGCUGAGGUCGUCGGAGGCCAGCGACGACCGGCAGAUGGAGCGCGUUCUGGUCGUCGGCCUCCAGUGCACGCAGGUGCGGGGCAAGCGGCCGGCCAUUGCAGAAGCCAUGCGCGUCCUGGAGCAUGAGGACGCGCAGCUGCCGGUUCUUUCCCCAUGCCACUGCCACCGCGCAGCGGCGGCAGCAGGGCUCGGUGGUCUCGGCGAGUCACCGAGACAGAGGCUUUGCACGGCGGCGGUUGCCACCGCCGGCGAACAGGCUUACAGCAGCACUGUGGCCACUGCUGCGGCAUCGAGCAAUGCUAAUCCGUCAUCGACUAACAGUGCCUGCAGCUACACCACGUGUUCCGUGGGAGCGCUGGUGACUACAUCUCUUGGUGUGGACCAAGGUCCAGUAGGGCGGGACAUUCGGGGCACUUGAUCUUGGCUACACAUCUUGGAUGCUGGCGGGAGUUGGAUGUCGACUGCAGAUGACCAUCACUAUUGAGUUCAUUUAAAAGAUUUGAUGGAUUUAGUUAAAACUAGACUAAAUAAUGAAGAUUUGAUCUCAACAACCCUCUAGUAGCAUGUCAUUAUGUCUUGAGCAGUUCAUCGUGGGCCUCGUACUACUAGUGUCAUCGUGUGUCAUGAGUUUCUGCCAUUUUUCAGCAUCUAUGUAUUAUCUGGAUUUUGUAAAUUAUCACUCCAAGAAUUACUGAAUGUGCCAAUGUAUCUAAUAUCCUUUUUUAUAGCAACUGUUGUACGGGUGCACCAAAUCCCACUUGAAUUUGGUCUC
Molecule: messenger RNA, 2907 nt
Organism: Panicum virgatum (switchgrass)
Lineage: Eukaryota; Viridiplantae; Streptophyta; Magnoliopsida; Poales; Poaceae
Product: L-type lectin-domain containing receptor kinase IX.1-like
Exons: 3
Coding region: 253-2553 (766 amino acids)
Biological process (GO): protein phosphorylation
Cellular component (GO): plasma membrane
Molecular function (GO): carbohydrate binding; protein kinase activity; ATP binding
Source: RefSeq, a predicted model, not a curated record